UUUCAGAUGUUACUCAAUAUUGACAGGUCAUUAAAUGUUUGUGCUCUGUAAGCAUCAAAUGUUCUUUCAUGAAUGGUCAAUUCAAUUCUUUACGUUGCCGUCAUUGGUUUUCAUCACAAACGGGGAUGUCAGGUCGAAUACUGUUAUCCACCUAUAACAGAUAAUGAAGGAGAACUUCCAUUAGCGUGGCAGAAUUUACCGUCACUUGCACUUCCUGAUGGUGCGCAUAACGUCGAUCAUGACGUAAUAUACUUUCUGUUGCCAUCAUUGAAUGAUCCGAAUCGAUCAGUCUUUGGAAUUUCAUGUUAUCGCCAGAUUUCUACCAAGGAUCUUCUGAACAAAUCAACGGAUGUCACCCGGAGUAGUGUACAGAAGAGUGUUUGCGUCUUAUCUCGAGUACCACUUUUUGGCGUAUUGACCGCUAAAUUACAACUUAUCACAAAAGCUUAUUUUAACGAAAGGGAUUUUGCUAAGGUUGAUGUGCUGCGCCAAAUGUAUGAAAAUCUUUGUGAAAUGUUUCCGGAUACCGUAGCUGAUGAGCAAGCUGCAGUUAUGGAUAUCUCAGUGCAAUCUCUUGUAACGACAUUCAGACAUCGCGUAUUAGUAUUAUUCAAAUUGUUGUUAUUAGAAAAGAAGGUUGUGUUCUACAUAUCGCCAGUAUUUCAAUUAAGUCAGCUGAUGGUUGCACUCACUUCACUUUUUCCACGAUUGGUCGAAGAAGGCUUGUUUCAUGCAGCUGCAUACAAUCCAAAUUCGCUAAAAUGUUUAGAUAUAACUGUGGAUAAUGAUAAUUUUGAAGUGGGACAAGAUAUAUUAGUUGACACAGCUCUAAAAUUUGGCGAUGACAUGACAGUUAGCGUAAAUUUCGAAAGAAACAAAGUGAGUGGAAACAACCCCGUAGAAUUUGUUCACAAAGAUUUAUCAGCAUCAGACGGGGAUUGCGUGUCCGAAAUACAGUUGUCAAGUGAUAGUAGUGGUAAAAGCUGUUCAAAUUUGAACCGAAAGCAAAUACUGGCCACCGAUUCGUACGGUUUCCCACUAAGUAUUUUCACGAAAGGUUCAUUAUUUCAUCCUUACUUGAGUAUCAGCCAUCUGGAUAUGAUUCGUUCCGAUAUGACACGAGCUUACUGCAUCGGUGCAACGAAUGCUCUGUUUGUUCAACGUCGUGAUUUGUUGGAUGUUAUAGUUACUGUUGAUGAAGUAGGCGAUGGAAGUAUCGAUAUUGUUGAUGUUGAGUUAAAACGAUCGUUGGCAUUAACAGCUGCAGAUUUACGUUUUGUCGAUUUUAUAUUAAAAGAAAUGGAAGCAAAUGCUAAAUUACCAAGUUGGGAAGGUAGUGAUGAUUGGAUACGGUUGCAAAUGCAAGCAUAUCUGUUAUCACUCAUAGCUACUGUUCGUGCUGAUUUGAAAGAUUCCCUGGAUGAUUUUAAUGAAGCAUUCAUAGCUGAGUGGAAAAUGAGCAAUAAUUAUCGGAUUUGGUCCUGUGGUGACUAUCCUGAUUUGGCAUCCACCGUUCCAGGGCAUCCAUUUGCUGGUGGUCUUGGUAUAUCGGAUGUUUUGCUACGUAUGGAGCAUUCAGUUGGUGGUACGGGAAGUGGUCGCCGUGUAGCAUCAGCUGUUGUUAACACUAGUAAAUAUUUUGCAGAUACAGGUACCAAAGUGAAAACGAGCAUUGCAUCAUGGUUGAAAAGGAACUCAGAAUAAAACAGAAUAAAACUUUACUACAAUUGUUAUAGCUUUGCAUAUAAUUUUGUUUGACUUAUCAACGUAUUACGAUUACAUGCGAAUGCAAUUUUUCUGUUUGAUAAUACAUACCAGAAAAAGUUAGAGACAUAAUGUAUAACUAGCACAUGUCACUGUUGAUUUCGUAUUGGAUAGCAUGUAGCUAUAGUUGUAAGGUAUAAUAAG
Messenger RNA from Loa loa (African eye worm), 1908 nucleotides. RefSeq lists its product as hypothetical. The record is from RefSeq and is a predicted model, not a curated record. Gene Ontology annotation, cellular component: cytoplasm. The transcript is spliced from 14 exons. The coding region runs from base 73 to 1704 and encodes 543 amino acids. Lineage: Eukaryota; Metazoa; Nematoda; Chromadorea; Rhabditida; Onchocercidae.